Molecule: messenger RNA, 3259 nt
Organism: Lycium barbarum (goji berry)
Lineage: Eukaryota; Viridiplantae; Streptophyta; Magnoliopsida; Solanales; Solanaceae
Product: protein EIN4-like
Exons: 3
Coding region: 545-2830 (761 amino acids)
Biological process (GO): response to ethylene; phosphorelay signal transduction system
Cellular component (GO): endoplasmic reticulum; endoplasmic reticulum membrane
Molecular function (GO): phosphorelay sensor kinase activity; ethylene receptor activity; protein binding
Source: RefSeq, a predicted model, not a curated record
AAACCUCUUACUUCUCUCUCUAUAUAUAAACACAUACACACAUAUAUAUAUAUAUAGUUUGUAAUAUCUUUCUUUAAAAUUAGACAAGUUUCAUUUGUUUUAAAAUAACGUAACUAGUACGAAUAUUGAGCUACUUGUCUGUUUUUCUGUUUGAGUUUGGUUUGUACAAGGAAAGUAAUUAAUGACGUUUGAAAAACCCGGUUUUGCCCCUUCAUAACCUCCAGAUUUUUUUUUUGGUGGUAAUGUGGGUGCAUUGGGUUAUAUGUUGUAUUUUGGGCAAUAGAUUUUGUUGAUGAUACCAAUGCAGGUUGGAAAAAUGGAGUUUUAUGGAUAAGAAAAUGAUGGCUAAGUUCUCUGUAUAUAUUUAUUAAGUUUUGCAUGUGGGGGAAAGAUAAGAUCUCAGUUCUUGAUUUUGCUCUCCAAGAAAGGGUGUUAUGUUUUUUUAUUUUUAUUUUCCAGGUGUAUGAUUCUUGAUUAAGCAGCAUCAUCAGUGCUGAAAUGGAUAUUUAGUAAAUGGGCUGAAAGACUUUGUCAAUUGAAUGCAAUGUUGAGGACAUUAGCACUGGCUUUGUUAAUUUCAUCAUUCCUUGUUUCGUUAACGGCUGCUGAUAAUGGUGACCCUCGAUGUAACUGUGAUGACGAGGGAUUCUGGAGCGUUGAGGGUAUCUUAGAGUGCCAAAGAAUCAGUGAUCUCUUUAUUGCGAUAGCGUAUUUUUCCAUCCCAAUUGAGCUCCUUUACUUUGUCAGCUGUUCUAACUUUCCAUUCAAAUGGGUGCUCUGUCAAUUUAUUGCAUUCAUUGUUCUGUGUGGGAUGACUCAUUUGCUCAAUUUCUGGACUUACUAUGGCCAACACCCGUUUCAGCUUAUGCUUGCUCUAACCAUUUUUAAAGUCCUCACUGCACUGGUAUCCUUUGCCACUGCUAUAACCCUUCUCACCCUCUUCCCUAUGCUGCUCAAAGUCAAGGUGAGGGAAUUUAUGCUGAAAAAGAAGACUUGGGAUCUUGGUCGAGAAGUUGGAUUAAUAAAGAUGCAAAAAGAAGCUGGAUGGCAUGUUCGGAUGCUUACACAGGAGAUUCGAAAGUCACUUGACCGUCAUACAAUACUCUACACAACUUUGGUGGAGCUAUCCAAGACACUGGAUUUGUAUAAUUGUGCUAUUUGGAAGCCUAAUGGGAGUAAAACUGAGAUGAACCUAAUUCAUGAGUCGAGAGACAGAAGCUUUAAUAGUAUGUAUAAUUCACCUAUCCCGACAAGUGAUCCAGAUGUAAUAGCAAUUAAGGGGAGUGAUGGAGUAAAAAUACUUGAUGCCGACUCCCCACUUGCUGCUGCGAGUAGUGGAGAGAGUAGGGAACCAGGAGCUGUGGCUGCAAUUAGGAUGCCGAUGCUGAAAGUGUCGAACUUCAAAGGCGGAACUCCUGAACUUGUCCCAGAAUGUUAUGCCAUACUGGUUUUGGUUCUUCCAGGUGAACAAGGUAGAUCAUGGAGCAACCAAGAAAUCGAGAUAGUCAGAGUCGUGGCUGAUCAGGUUGCUGUGGCUCUGUCCCAUGCUGCAAUUCUUGAAGAGUCUCAGCAUAUGAGAGAAACAUUGGAAGAGCAAAAUCGCGCUUUGCAACAAGCGAAGCAGGAUGCACUUAGGGCGAGUCAGGCAAGGAAUUCAUUUCAGAUGGUUAUGAGCCAUGGGCUAAGAAGGCCCAUGCACUCAAUAUUGGGUCUGCUCUCCUUGUUGCAAGAUGACAAAUUGGGUAAUGAGCAGCAGCGGCUUCUUGUGGAUUCAAUGGUUAAAACCAGUAAUGUUGUUUCAACCCUAAUAGAUGAUGUGAUGGAUACUUCAACAAAGGACAAUGGUAGAUUCCCUUUGGAGAUGAGGCAUUUUCAGCUACAUUCCAUGAUAAAAGAAGCUGCUUGUCUUGCAAAGUGUUUGUGUGCCUAUAGGGGUUAUAAUUUUUCCGUCGAGGUCGACAAAUCUUUGCCAAAUCAUGUUGUGGGUGAUGAAAGAAGAGUUUUUCAAGUUAUUCUUCAUACGUUUGGGAAUCUCUUGAAGGACCCCAAUGGAGGGAUUCUCACAUUUAGGGUUCUCCCAGAAAGUGUAAGUAGGGGCGGAGCUUGGAAGACGAGGAGGUCAAACUCAUCUCGUGACAUUGCCUAUAUCAGGUUUGAAGUUGGAACAAACAAUAAUCAUUCUCCGCCAGAGGGAAUAACAUCCACGUUGCCACAUUACAGUGAAAAACGCAGCAGUAGGGACGUGGAUGAAUGCUUGAGCUUCACUGUGUGCAGAAAGCUUGUUCAGUUGAUGCAAGGAGACAUCUGGGUAAUUCCAAACCCAGAAUGUUUUGAUCAAAGCAUGGCUGUCGUUCUUGGGCUUCAACUGCGGCCAUCAAUUGCCAUAGGCAUUCCUGAAUAUGGAGAAUCUUCUGAUCACUCGCAUUCACACACACUCCUCCAAGGUGUUAAAGUUCUGUUAGCAGAUUUUGAUGAUGUGAAUAGAGCAGUAACAACGAAGCUACUUGAAAAAUUGGGAUGCAGCGUUUCUGCAGUUUCGUCUGGAUCCGAAUGUCUUCGUGUUCUUGGCCCUGCUGUAUCCUCGUUCCAAAUUGUCCUUUUGGAUCUUCACCUGCCUGAUUUGGAUGGUUUUGAACUAACCAUGAGAAUUCGGAAAUUUGGUAGCCGCAGCUGGCCAUUGAUUGUUGGUUUAACUGCAACUGCUGAUGACGAUGUUACUGGAAGAUGCCUGCAGAUUGGAAUGAAUGGACUUAUUCGUAAACCAGUGCUAUUGCCAGGGAUUGCUGAUGAGCUUCAGAGGGUUCUGCUACGGGCAAGCAGAAUGAUGUGAUGACGUGCAAACAAAAUUGCUUGGACCAACCAUUUCCCACCUGUGAAGAUUCCAGCAUACAGUUGUAACAUACAUACAAUUUUUGAAAUCAAAAUGGUAUAGAAAAUAUAUCAGUCUUUUCUAGUCAGAUAGAAGAUCUCAGCUCUAAAAGAUUUGACUGCCAGGUUUGCCCAUUCUACAUUUUAUUGAGCUUAGCAACUCAGAAUUUAACUAAUCUGUCCCUAGAACUGAAGUAUAUAGCAUUGAGAAAUGACUUGAGCAUAGCUCCACUUCUAAGUUAUGGAGCACUAAAUUCUUGAUAUAAGAUUUGCAUUUGCAGGAAUAUCUGUUGCCAAUUGAAUAUUUUGGGUGAAGAAUGUUCAAAAGGCUGAUCUGAAAUGUAGGCUUAUAUGAAAAUCCAUUCACAAAUAUACUAAAAUUCUUCAUUAA